CAUCCUCUUCCCCUUUUUAUUCACAACACAACACAACACAACACAACACACUUUCUCUCACUGAGCUACUAAAACAGUAAAACUCUUCAUAAACAACCAAAACGGCAAAAGCCUCUGCGUUUUGCUUUCUUGAUUUUGUGUUCUUUCAAAAUAUGGCGGCGGUGACACUUACAAUCCUCUUCACCUCCCUCUGCCUCCUUUCUACAGCGUCUUGCCGGACGAUGGUCGGCCGGGCUACGGAGAUUGCCGACGUGAAAGCGAACAAGGAGGUGCAGGAGCUAGGGAAGUUCGCGGUGGAGAAAUACAACGAGGGUUUGAGGCUAUGGCAGAUUUCCUUUAAUGGCGGUGAGGAAGAUCACGGUCAAGAGAAGCUGCAGUUUGGGGAGGUGGUGGAGGCAAAGCAACAAGUGGUGUCAGGGAUGAAGUACUACUUGAAGAUUUCGGCCACCACGAAGAGGGAGAAUGGCGUUCCAAAGAUGUUCAAUUCGGUGGUGGUGGUAAAGCCAUGGUUGCGUUCCAAGGAGCUCCUCCAUUUUGGUCCUUAUUCCACUAGCUCCUCCUCCCACUCCCAGUGAGGAUGAUUUGUAUAUAAUCAUGCUUAGCUGCAAUAUUAGGUUUGGUAAAUUUUUUAGGUGAGGUGUUUAUCUCAUGAAAACCAAACCGGUAGUAGAAUUAUUGUAGCUGUUGGUUUAGUGGUUUAAAUGUUGAAUUAUGGUUCAACCGGAAUAAUCGAAUUGUAAUAAAAUUAAUAUAUAAAAAUAAAAAUAUAUUCAA
This is a messenger RNA of Arachis ipaensis, 774 nucleotides long. Its product is annotated as cysteine proteinase inhibitor B. The record is from RefSeq and is a predicted model, not a curated record. NCBI's taxonomy places the organism in Eukaryota, Viridiplantae, Streptophyta, Magnoliopsida, Fabales, Fabaceae. Gene Ontology annotation, molecular function: cysteine-type endopeptidase inhibitor activity.